Molecule: messenger RNA, 2748 nt
Organism: Thermothielavioides terrestris NRRL 8126
Lineage: Eukaryota; Fungi; Ascomycota; Sordariomycetes; Sordariales; Chaetomiaceae
Exons: 3
Coding region: 98-2569 (823 amino acids)
Biological process (GO): mRNA splicing, via spliceosome; generation of catalytic spliceosome for first transesterification step
Cellular component (GO): U2-type catalytic step 2 spliceosome; Prp19 complex; post-mRNA release spliceosomal complex
Molecular function (GO): protein binding
Source: RefSeq, a predicted model, not a curated record
AUCUAAGUUUCUCCUCUCUCUUCUCCUCCCCGCCUUCUGGAGCAUCGAAGCCUCCAACCGAGUCCUCGUGGCCACACGACGACGACGCGUGGAUACGAUGGGUGCAAGCCUUCCCUCCAGCCGCCAGCCAGACCUGGCUCUGGUCUCCGAGGACGACUUCCCCUACGAGCAAGAUAUCCGACGCAAUCCGGGAAGCACCAAACCGUGGCUGGCCUACAUCGAAUACAAGCUUCAGCAUGGCACGGUACAGGAGCAAGCGUUCGUCAUGGAGAGGGCAUGCGUCCAGCUGCCCCGGUCGUACAAGUUGUGGAAGAUGUAUCUUCUAUUCAGGACCAAGCACGUCUCCAAGCUGAACGCCGCCAUCUUUGCUGCCGAAUACCAGAAAGUGAACGCCCUGUUCGAGCGGGCGCUUAUCCUUCUCAACAAGAUGCCCAGGAUAUGGGAGAUGUACCUCAAGUUCCUGAUGCAGCAGCCCCUCGUGACUUUCACGCGGCGCGCCUUCGACCGUGCGCUCCGAGCGCUCCCAAUCACCCAGCACAACAGGAUAUGGGCAUUGUACCGGCCGUUCGCGAAUUCGGCAGAAGGCAUGACGGCAGUCAAGAUCUGGCGUCGUUACAUGCAGGUCCACCCCGAAGAUGCCGAGGACUUCAUCGAGUUGCUGGUCCAAACGGGGCUGCACACCGAGGCGGUCCACAAGUACAUCGAGAUCCUCGACAAUCCGCGCUUCCGAAGCAAGAACGCCAAGGGGCACUACGAGCUCUGGAGCGAAAUGGUGGAUCUUCUGGUCGAGCACGCUGUCGACAUAGAGACGGGCCACGAGACGGGCAUCGACGUCGAGGGUAUCAUCCGGAGCGGCAUCGAACGGUUCAGCGACCAAAGGGGAAAGCUUUGGUGCGGCCUGGCGACUUACUGGAUCCGGCGCGGGAACUUCGAGCGCGCGAGGGACGUGUUCGAGGAGGGCAUCACGACCGUCAUGACGGUUCGAGACUUCACCCUCGUGUUCGACUCGUACGCCGAAUUUGAGGAAUCCAUCAUUGGCGCGUUGAUGGAAGUUGCCUCUGCGCGGGCCGAGAAGGGCGUGGUAGACGAGACGGCCGACUUCGACCUGGACAUCCGCAUGAUGCGCUUCGAGCAUCUCAUGGACCGUCGGCCUUUCCUUCUGAACGACGUCCUCCUCCGGCAGAAUCCCAACAACGUGGCAGAAUGGGAGAAGCGGGUCGCCUUGUGGGGCGACAACAAGGAAGAGGUGGUUCAGACGUACACGGACGCCAUUGCCGCCAUCCAGCCCAAGAAGGCGGUCGGCGCAUUCCACCAACUAUGGGCGAAUUACGCCAAGUUCUACGAAAAAGGGGGGGACUUGCGGAAUGCCCGGAUCAUCAUGGAAAAGGCGGUCAAGGUGCCGUUCAAAUCGGUAGCCGAGCUGGCUGACAUGUGGAUCGAAUGGGCCGAAAUGGAGCUGCGGAACGAGAACUUCGACGAAGCCGUCCGGAUCAUGGCGAAAGCGGUGCAAGCGCCCAAGAGGUCGACGGUAGACUACUUCGACGAGACGCUAUCGCCGCAGCAACGGGUGCACAAGAGCUGGAAGCUGUGGAGUUUCUAUGUCGACCUCGUGGAGAGCGUAGGCUCGCUCGAGGAGACCAGGAAGAUCUACGAAAGAAUAUUUGAGCUGCGGAUCGCCACGCCGCAGACCGUGGUCAACUACGCAAAUCUCCUCGAAGAGCACAAAUACUAUGAGGAGUCGUUCAAGAUAUACGAGCGCGGCCUCGACCUCUUCAGCUACCCGGUGGCCUUUGAGCUCUGGAAUCUCUACCUGUCAAAGGCGGUCGACCGGAAGAUCAGCAUCGAGCGACUGCGAGACCUGUUCGAGCAGGCGGUGCUCGAUUGCCCGCCCAAAUUCGCCAAGGUCAUCUACCUGAUGUACGGCAACCUCGAGGAGGAGCGCGGGCUGGCGCGCCACGCCAUGCGCAUCUACGAGCGGGCCACGCGCGCCGUUUCGGACGAAGACCGGGCGGACAUGUUCAACUUCUACAUCACAAAAUCGGCAUCCAACUUCGGCCUGCCGUCGACACGCCCCAUCUACGAGCGGGCCAUCGCGACGCUGCCCGACAACGAGGCACGCGACAUGUGCCUCAAGUUCGCCGACAUGGAGAAGAGGCUGGGCGAGAUCGACCGGGCGAGGGCCAUCUACGGUCACGCGUCGCAGUUCUGCGACCCGCGCACGAACCCCGACUUCUGGGCCAAGUGGGAGGAUUUUGAGGUCCACCACGGCAACGAGGACACCUUCAAGGAGAUGCUGCGCAUCAAGCGGAGCGUCCAGGCGCAGUACAACACGGACGUCAACUUCAUCGCGUCGCAGGCGCUUGCCAGGAGUCAACAGCAGAAAUCGCAGAACGGCGGCGAGCAAGUCGACCAGGAAGUAGCCGACGCCAUGGAGCAGCUGGAGAGGCAGGCGCGCGCCCCGGCCGGGUUCGUGGCUGCUUCGGAAGGGAUCAAGGGAAGCGUCCCCAGCCAGCCAGCCGAGGUCGCCAACCCCGAUGCCAUCGAGCUCGACGAAGAUACAAACGAAUGACAAGCACCUUUGUUUCCUUUGUUACUCUGGCUGCAUGGGGCGUAUUGUAUUUCCGAAGGGAUGCCAACAAGGCAAAACACACUCUUAUUCUCUAGAAGCGGACGGCGUCGGCAGGAUAACUGGACAUCUUCAAUGGUUAUCACUAUGAUUUGGAAUCUUGAGCGGAAAAUGCAUCGUCA